Messenger RNA from Drosophila melanogaster (fruit fly), 2903 nucleotides. RefSeq lists its product as uncharacterized. The transcript has 2 exons. Bases 33 to 2030 code for a protein of 665 amino acids. The record is from RefSeq and is marked reviewed. Lineage: Eukaryota; Metazoa; Arthropoda; Insecta; Diptera; Drosophilidae.
UCAGUUCCCAGUUGACAGUCGAGCGAGGCGAAAUGCAAUCUCAGCUGAAGCGGAACACUUUGUUGCUACUGCUACUUUCGGUGGUGAUCUUGGCCAGCUGCAAGUCUGGCGGGGAUGCGCACGUUCGCGUGAAGCGGAUAGUGGGUGGCAAGCAGUCGAAGGCGCCGCCCGUCGAUGAUCCCGUGAUCUUCGCGAGACUCUUUGAUCGCGAUGCGCGAGUGGAGGGAUUCCGGAAUCCCAGCACGGGCAUCUACUCCUUUCUGGGAAUGCACUACGCGGAGCCACCUGUUGGUCCACUGAGAUACUCCAGACCGGUGUACAAAAGGCUGGCUGGUGACUUCAAUGCCACCAAACAUGGCCCACCUUGUAUACAGCCGCAUCCGCAGUUUCCUCAGAGGAUUAUCGGCGAUGAGGAUUGCCUGCUGCUGAACGUCUACACCCCGCAAAUGCCGGAUGAGACCACAGGGCUGCCAGUGUUCGUUUGGAUUCACCCGGGUGGCUAUCGAUAUGGAUCGGCGGCCCAGUACGAUGCCACGCCUAUGGCCCAAAGGGGCGCAAUCGUGGUGGCUCCUCAGUAUCGCCUGGGAUCACUGGGAAUAAUGGGGGAUGGCACCAAGCAGUUCGAUGGAAACCUGGCCAUGUUCGACUUGGCCGCCGCUCUCCGUUGGGUCACCGAUUACAUCUCCUAUUUCGGGGGCAAUCCCAAGCAGGUCCAGGCCAUAGGCCACGGAUCCGGAGCAGCCAGUGCCAUGUAUCUAUCGAUGUCGCCGACGUCGCGAAGCGCUGGCGAUGUUCACGGAGUGGUGGCCAUGUCGGGAACCGCUCUCUCUCAGUAUGCCAUGGACAAGGAACCCGUUCAGAGCGUCCAGGAAGUGGCCAAAAUCAAUGGCUGUCCCACAGGAAACGAGCUGGAAAUCGUCAAUUGCUUAAGGAGUAAAAGUGCUGAGGACAUAAUCAAGAACGAUGAUAAAGUUCAAACGGAGCGUUUGGCAGGACGUGCCCUGGUCAAAGGACUAACUGGAAACGUGGGCUUCCAGCCUCACAUCGAGAGCGAGGACGAUGGUAGAGCAUUGCCCAGUUUGAUAGUUGGAGAACCGGAGCAGCAGCUCAAGAGCAGUAACUUCUCGGGGAUUCCCCUGCUGACUGGAGUCACCAAGCACGAGACAGCAAAUUCCGUCACUGUGGAAACGAUAGAAAAGGUCUUUGGAUCGGCGGAGCAGUUCCUGGGAUCACUAAGUGAUUCUCUGAACAAGCUGACGAGUUUUCUGAAAAUCGACAAGCUAACCGGUCAGAUCGCCAAACCGGAACUGCCGGGCCUCACGAGUGUCCUGACUCCCACUCUCCAGGACGUUUGGAAGGUGCCGCAGGCGCUGAAUGUGGAUCAAGUACUUUCCAAGGUGGUGGAAUCAACGACCGACGUGCUGUUCAACCUUCCGGCUGUUCUGACCACCCAGGUUUGGUCCAGGCUAGCUCCAGCCUUUAUGUACAGCUUCGAGUACAAUGGCACCAAGUCGAAGGGAAUAAACUUCCUGAAGGGUCUACCAAUUGUCUCGGAAACAGCCCAUGAUAAACCGGAAACGGUGGGUCAUGGUGAUGAGAUCGGCUACAUGUUCGAUGCAAAUGACAUAUUCGGGAAUCCCAUGGAGGAGACUCGUUUGACCAGCGCCGAGGAUCUCAAAGUGCGCAACAACCUCAUCGAUCUGUUGGUCAAGUUUGCCAAUAAGGACAAGGAAGAGGGCGGAAAGAGUUCCAUUUUCCAGAGUGUUACGGGAAAAGCCACGCCUUUUAUUAAGAUAGAUACCAAACUGCAGACCUCCAAUGAUUUCCGCUUCUGCGAAUUGUCCGUUCUGGGCGCUUCCCUCUCUCCGCUAAGUUCCACCAGCUGUGCGGGAUUGGGUAACUUGCUAGGUCAACUUGGAAGCCUGGGAGGCGGAUUGGGAGGCACCCUGGGAGGAGUGGGCAGCACCUUGGGAUUGGGUGGCAAUGGGGGAGGUGGUAAACGGGGUGGUCUCGGUCUUGGAAUUUUGUAGGUAUAGUGUUACCUCUAUCACAUUGUUGUGUACUUAAGGAAUAAUAAAUGUGAAUAUUGUAAUCCAUAAUCUAUAUGCAUGAUGCACUAGUCAUACAACUUGUCAGAGUGCAAGGCUAAUCAUUUAUUCAUGUGCCGCAUAAGCGCUCGUAAAGUUUCCCUUUCAUUUCGAGUUCAGAUUGGAUAAAUCCGGCGGGUUCUAUUGAUUUAAGCUGUAGCCAUGACUGGUCGCUCAAUUAGCAGAGCUCUGUGCCGGCUCAAUGCCAGCCGCACUAAUCUUCCUAUUGACUUUGGUUGGCCCCUCCAAAAACACCGAACCCCUGGCACGCCACCCAUGGCAUCCCAGAGCCACAACUGAAAAGCGGCGAUAAGCAAAUUUCCGGCGCGCAAAAUUUAAACAAAGAGAGAGAAAUUUGUUAGAUGAAUGGAUGGCCGGGUGCGGAGGAGCGAGCAUCUGGGGGUCUGGAUGGAAGUUGGGGCCAGGCAGGCAGUUUUAUAACUUGUGGCCAGAUCUUAGCCCGGGAGCCUUCUGCAUAAUGUUGAUGAUGGUUGGCACUGGCAACAGUGCAAACAAUGGGCAUAAGCCCCAGCCGACGAUGAUGAGGAAUGGGCUGGCUGGUAAUGGGGGCAGGGUAUCCGAGUUGCCUUGACGCCUUUGUGCAAAUUCCCGGCAAGCGUUGAACUAUGACCAAAAAUGCCAAAGCCAAGCCAGAGCCAAAGUCGAAAGCCGAAACCAAAGCCGGCUUAUGGCGUCGGAGUUCCAGCCUUCUUCUCGACCAGCUCCAUUGCCCACUCCACAGUGGGGUUUUGCUGCCAAGUGACGAUAUUAUUAAUAUUAUUAAAACUAAUUUCAUGAAUUUGAAUCAUUAUCAAC